AUGGCUCAAACCAAGAUUGCCGUUAUUGUUUUGAUGGCAACGCUUUGCGGACUUUCAGCAGCUGCACAGACUUAUGAUGAUUUGUCAACUCAGGUGGUUGGCAAAAUUCCAGAAUUUGUUCUUUCGCCAUAUUAUUUCACUGCUGACAUGGUUACCGGAGAAGUCAUUGAAACCAAAGUCAACACGGCCGACAAAGAUAUCAGACAGUUAUUGGUCGACGCAUUGAAAAAAGCAUCUGCUGCCAAGUUGACCGAGAUGAACACAAAAAAUGGUGCCCAACCUGGUGCCCAAUCUGGUUCCCAAACUGCUCCUCAACGUCAUAAGCGUGAACCAGGUAAGUAUACCAAAUAGCAUAUAAAAAUGACGAACUAAUCAUUUUUUUGCAGAAGAAGAUCAAUUCUGGGAGUUCUACAAUGCGGCCACUCAAUUUUUGGAUCAAUACGAUGUUUCCAUCAAAUAUUUGGACUAA
Molecule: messenger RNA, 469 nt
Organism: Caenorhabditis angaria
Lineage: Eukaryota; Metazoa; Nematoda; Chromadorea; Rhabditida; Rhabditidae
Source: the annotation of a GenBank genome assembly